AAUUCAUCAAAACCCUAAUUCCCAAUUCCAUCACAGUGUGUACCUCCGCUCCCCCAAUCCUCCCCAACCAUGGCGGCCCCGACCCCGACCGAAUCCGUCCAAUGCUUCGGGCGCAAGAAGACAGCCGUUGCCGUCACUCACUGCAAGCGCGGCCGCGGCCUGAUUAAAAUCAACGGAGUUCCGAUCGAGCUCAUCCAGCCGGAAAUCCUCCGCUACAAGGCGUUUGAGCCCAUCCUCCUCCUCGGCCGCCACCGCUUCGCCGGCGUCGAUAUGCGCAUCCGCGUGAAAGGAGGCGGUCACACCUCCCGGAUCUACGCUAUCCGCCAGUCUAUUGCCAAGGCACUCGUUGCCUACUACCAGAAGUACGUCGAUGAGCAGUCUAAGAAGGAGAUCAAGGACAUUCUCGGCAGGUACGAUCGUACCUUGCUGGUGGCUGAUCCCCGUCGCUGCGAGCCGAAGAAGUUUGGAGGUCGCGGUGCUCGUGCGAGGUUCCAGAAAUCCUACCGUUAAAAUGUUGUUCGUAUCUAUGUCAGCCGAGAAAUUGCAUUCCACACAAUCAAUGGCGGACCUGCAUGUAUGUACCGAGGGGCUUAAGCUCCUAACAAAUUUAAUUUUUUUACAUUAUUCUCGUAGUCAAUUUUAUGUAAAUUGUAAUGUAAAAGCCCAUACCAGCGACCGUUAUCAUCUAAAAAUAUAUUUUCGAAUAAAUAUUACUAGUAAAGAGCCUCUACUAAUUGAUA
Molecule: messenger RNA, 740 nt
Organism: Salvia splendens (bonfire salvia)
Lineage: Eukaryota; Viridiplantae; Streptophyta; Magnoliopsida; Lamiales; Lamiaceae
Product: 40S ribosomal protein S16
Exons: 2
Coding region: 70-510 (146 amino acids)
Biological process (GO): maturation of SSU-rRNA from tricistronic rRNA transcript (SSU-rRNA, 5.8S rRNA, LSU-rRNA); translation
Cellular component (GO): cytosolic small ribosomal subunit; ribosome
Molecular function (GO): structural constituent of ribosome; RNA binding
Source: RefSeq, a predicted model, not a curated record